AUGGAAACCAUCUUGAAGUUGUCCUUCUGCGUCACCCUAGUAGUGGUUGUAUCAUGUGCUCAGGCUUCCGUACCGAGUACGUGUGCCCGCACCGAGUGCCCAACCUACAAAAUGGUAGAAGCCGGAAACGGCUAUGAGAUCCGCAUGUACAACGCUGCGGUCUGGAUGUCCACUGCUCCAAUCCCUGCCUCAUCCAUGACUCAAGCCACCAACACCGGUUUCAAAAGAUUAUUUAGUUACAUUCAAGGAGAUAACAAGAGCAAGACAAGGAUGAGUAUGACAGCUCCGGUGGUCACACAAGUAACCCCCGGAAAAUCAGCCUACACCGUCUCCUUCUACAUCCCCAAGGCAAACCAACAGAACCCACCUCUGGCCGAUGACCUCCACGUGCAGAAAUGGAACCCAACCUACGUUGCCGUGAGGCAGUUCGGUGGGUGGGUGUCGGAUGAUGCAGCCAAGAAAGAAUCUGCAGCUCUUAUGGCUAGCCUCAAGGGCACUAAAUGGAUUGCCCCCGUUGAGAAGACCAAGGGAUAUUUGGUCGCCGGUUACAACGCGCCGUUCGAGAUCAUUGGUAGAGUUAAUGAGAUCAUGGUUCCGUUUAACAUGUAA
Microthlaspi erraticum is the source of this 609-nucleotide messenger RNA. The record is from the annotation of a GenBank genome assembly. Lineage: Eukaryota; Viridiplantae; Streptophyta; Magnoliopsida; Brassicales; Brassicaceae.